Molecule: messenger RNA, 4024 nt
Organism: Olea europaea var. sylvestris
Lineage: Eukaryota; Viridiplantae; Streptophyta; Magnoliopsida; Lamiales; Oleaceae
Product: pentatricopeptide repeat-containing protein At2g22410, mitochondrial-like
Exons: 2
Coding region: 19-1173 (384 amino acids)
Biological process (GO): RNA modification
Molecular function (GO): RNA binding; protein binding
Source: RefSeq, a predicted model, not a curated record
GCUAAUGCUCUUAUUGAUAUGUAUGUGAAAUGUGGGGAUCUUGCGGAAGCAAAGAUGUUGUUUGAUGGAAUGGAUGAUAGGACCAUGGUGAGUUGGACAACCAUGGUAGUGGGGUAUGCGAGAUUUGGGUAUUUGGAUGCUGCUAGGAGACUUUUUUAUGAGAUACCAGAGAAGGAUGUUGUCCCUUGGAAUGCACUGAUAGGUGCUUAUGUCCAAGCCAAGAGUGGGAAAGAAGCGUUGUCUUUGUUUCAUGAAAUGCAAGCCAGGAAUGUUAAGCCUGAUGAGGUGACCAUGGUUAAUGUCUUAUCUGCUUGUGCGCAGCUUGGAGCACUUGAUGUUGGUAUUUGGAUUCAUAAUUACAUUGAAAAACAUAAUCUUACUUUGAAUGUUGCUCUUGGAACUGCUUUGGUUGACAUGUAUGCCAAGUGUGGUAACAUUACAAAAGCGCUUCGAGUGUUCCAUAAGAUUCCUAGCAGAAAUGCGUUAACUUAUACCUCUAUAAUUGGUGGCUUGGCACUUCAUGGGGAUGUACAAGAUGCUCUAUCCAUUUUUCUAGAGAUGAUUGAUGUUGGACUAAUGCCGGACAAAGUUACCUUUCUAGGGAUUUUGUCUGCAUGCUGUCAUGGAGGUCUGGUGGAACAGGGUCGCCAAUUUUUUUCUCAAAUGAGCUCCAAAUUCAAGAUUGUUCCAGAGCUUAAACAUUAUUCUUGCAUGGUGGACCUUCUUGGUAGGGCUGGUCUUCUGGAGGAGGCUAUAGAACUUAUUGAAGCCAUGCCUUUAAAAGCAGAUGCUGUGAUAUGGGGAGCAUUGUUUUUUGCCUGUCGAAUUCACAAAAAUGUCGAGUUGGGAGAGAGAGCCGCUGUCAAACUUCUUGAGUUGGAUCCUGGUGAUAGUGGAAUUUAUGUUUUGCUUGCAAACAUGUAUGUCGAAGCAAAUAUGUGGCAUAAGGCUGGGGAGGUGAGGAAAGUGAUGAGGGAGAGAGGAGUGGACAAGACUCCUGGUUGCAGCUCCAUUGAGUUGAAUGGAAAUGUUUAUGAGUUCAUAGUGAGAGAUCAGUCACAUUCUCAAUCAAAUCAGAUCCAUGCAUGUUUGAUUCAGUUGACAAAACAAAUGAAGCUUGUAGAAUCUGUAGCUGGUAUAUGUCAUCUGAGGGAUGACUUCCAAUUUGGCUGAACUUGGCAACUAAACUUAAGCAAGGUCAGUCAUAAUGCAUUUUAUCUUAGUUGCCAGUAGAUAUUCACCUUUUGAAUUUUCAUGAUGUAUUAAUAUGCCGACCAACCAUUUACAAUUCUUUCCAGGUUGAUUGUAUCAUCCGUACAACUUUCCUAUUAUGUUUUCAAAUUUCUGUGUUUUUUCAUAUCCUGGAAUCUCAAUAAAAGUGUUAUAAAUUGGUUGUCUCCUAGUUGAUGGCUAACUUUCUUAGUCAUUAAAGCUGGUUGGCUAUCUGUAAUUCUGUCUUUCUACAGUGCUUAUUUUGGAACAUACAUAGAAAAAUAUUAUUUGGAUAUGAAAAAGGUAUGGUUCCACUGACCUACUCUCUGUUCAGGUUCCAUCCCCAUACAUCAAGACUUUGUUGUGAACAUUUUUUGUGCUCCAUGUUAAUCGUGAUAUUAUCAUAGCAUUUGGUUCAGCUAAUUUUUUCCUCAGUGAUAGCAAUUAAAUCACAUGACAGCAAAUCCAGUGCAUUGUUGCUUUUCAUCAUUGGGGGAUCAAUAUGUAUCUGUGGGCUUGCUUUAUUGUGAAGACAAAAUACACUUGUAGCAAUAGAGAAAGAAGAAGAAGAUGGUGGCUGAAUCUUCAAUUGCAAAGAUGCAUACAAUCUAGGGGUCUUGUUGCCAUGCUUCCCCAGGGGUUUAAUUAAAAAGGAUCUCAAGACUAUUUCCUGAAGGAGUUCAAAGUUAACAUUUGUCAAAAAAUACUUCACUUGCCUGGUAAAACUAUUUGUGAAAGGCAGAUGCCAUGGUUUGGGACCAGAGUCUGUGCUGUUUGAGUUCAAGCAAACCUUGAGGUGAGAAGGGUACCUUCAUGAUUGGAUCCGGAUAAGAUUCGAAUCGUGAUUCCCUUUUCCCAUUGAAACAUUACUUUGAAACAACAUGUGGCAAAAGGCUGGCAAGGUGAGAGAUGAUGAGGAGAUAAGAAUUUACUAUACUCCUGGUCUGCCAAUUCAAGGUAACUGAAAAGUUAUGUCGCCUUAGCACUAGGCACAACUUGUGAUUUGAUGAGACAUCUGGAGCUUGUUGAAGAUGUAUUUGGUUUUUUUCCCUUCUGAGAGAUGCCUUUAUUAUCUCUGAAGCCUCCAUCUCAAUUUGAAUGAGGUUGUCUGCCAGAUUUAGUGGUUACUUGACCAAUAAUUAGUGGGACCCAAUUCAUGUAACAUGGGGACCACAUCCAAAGACUCCCCAGAGGACAGAAAUAUUUGAGGGAUUUCAAAAUACUCCCACUACAAUGAGGCUGUGGUGGAAGAUGGAAAGCAUUAUUUUCUAAGUGCUCACUAGUGGGAUCUGACACUUUUGCAUAAAUCUCAGUUUUCUCCAGAAUCAGCUUGAGUAUGGAGAUUGAAUAUAUCCAGACAAAGUACCAAGGUGUCAAACUAUGCUCUUUGGUCCAAGAUAUUGACACAGGGAGUCAAUGUUGUGCCAAAAAGAAGGAGCCCGAGGGAAAUAGAAUGUCCAAAACAAGUUGAAUAAAUCUCAGCUAUCAAAAAGCCGAGACGAUGACUGCUAUGCAAUGGGAAUGGUUCUCUUACAAACUUACUUGAUUUAUGCAUCAACAGAUCGAACUGACCUUUCCCUCUUUGGCAACCACCUCUCAGGAUCUGGUGGAGUGUCCGGGCUUGCUGGGUCGAAACCUUUUGGGUAUUUUGGCUUUCUCUUCAGUUAUGCUUGCUGUUGAACUGCUCUCAACGUGCUUUGCACCAGAAGUUUUACUCCCACAUCAACUGCCUUCAAACUGGAUAGUGGUUUCAACUACUACUCAUAAGUUUACGCUUUCUCAAUGUUCGUAUGAGCGGUUGUCUGAAUAAGCCCAGCCAAAGCCCCGAUGCUUCCACGGUUCUUCACCAGCCCCUCGUAUUGUCGUGCAGCCAGCCUCUUCCAUGAUGAUAUCAAGCUUAUUGUCUUCAGUCAUGGCACUAGACCAACACUGGAUUGCAGCAUCAGCAACAUCAAUAUCUCCAGCACUCUCUUUCAAAGAAACAACGGAGGCAACAGUUGCUGGCUUUUGUUGGAUAUCAGGAAUUUUCAGCAGAGAUUCAGCUGCUAUUUGAGGAUGGCCAGCAGAAGCUGAAACCUGUGCCCUUGCAAGCAGAAAGACCUUAGACUUGUCAGGGAACGGGAACUUAUCUGCGAAUUGCCCUAAUAUCUCCUCUGCUUUGUUUGCAUUUUUCUCUCUUACACGUACUGCAGCUUGGAGGAGCACGGGCAUUACACUAUCCGGAAACCAUGUUUGGCAGUGCAAAAGCGGGUUCUCGAUCCUGUAGUAUUUCAUUGAUUAGAUGACUGGUCAAAGAAAACGAGAGACCCACGGGCAGUAAGACAUUUGUUAUGUCAAAUUUCAAUCUGAAAAGAAGUUAACAGGAAAUUUAUGAGAAGAAAAGAUAUGUCGAAUGGAAUUUCCUGAUCCAUCUUAUUAGAAUGAAGUAGCAACAGCAGACUAUUGACGUGAAUAUUGCUUCUCUUUGCUUACGUGAAAGCUUUAGGUCAAGACCACGAGCUAGCUGGAAGAUCUGUGGUCCUUCGCCUUUCUCUAUCGGCUUAUCGAGUUUUCUUAACCCAUUAGCCACAUCCUUGGGGCCUUUCAGAGCAAUAAGGUUGUUUGUUGCCACUGCAAGAGAUGAUUCAUCUGCCAGGUUUCUCUUGAUAACAUUAGUAUAAAAUUCAAAAGCUUCUUGUGUGUUUCCUAGGAUCUGGGAACAUCGAAAAAGGAAAAUGUUAUGGAUAGUAUUCUGAUAUUCUCGAACAUGAACUGAUAUCAUUUGAGGCAAGUUCUCCCUAAUUUACAUGAAGCAUAAAAAUUUUAAGUUUCC